CGGCUCGGCUCGGCUCGGCUCGGCUCGGCUCGGCUGCCCGGUGCCGGCGCAUGGAGCUGAGCUGUGCCAUGGCGGGCAGCGCCGCCGCCCCGCCGGGCCCCGGGCCCCCCGCCGCCGCCGGCCCCGCGCUGAUGGACGGCGAGGAGUACGAGAGCCUGCCCAGCGGCGUCGCGCUCGGCACGCACAUGGUGGCCGGGGCCGUGGCGGGGAUCAUGGAGCACACGAUCAUGUACCCCGUGGACUCGGUCAAGACACGGAUGCAGAGCCUGCAGCCAGACCCCAAAGCCCAGUACAGGGGCGUGUACGAAGCUCUCAAGAAGAUGGUGCUGACCGAGGGGUUUUGGAGGCCUUUGCGUGGGAUUGAUGUCACCAUGCUGGGGGCUGGCCCUGCCCACGCCUUGUACUUCGCCUGCUACGAGAAAAUGAAAAAGUCUCUCAGUGAUAUUUUCCAUCCAGGAGGAAACAGCCACCUGGCCAAUGGCAUCGCUGGGAGCGUGGCCACGCUGCUGCACGAUGCCGUGAUGAAUCCUGCUGAAGUGGUGAAGCAGCGGCUGCAGAUGUUCAACUCCCCGUACACGUCGGUGCUGAGCUGCGUGCGGACGGUGCAGAGGACUGAGGGCUUUGGAGCCUUCUACCGCAGCUACACCACGCAGCUGACCAUGAACGUGCCCUUCCAGGCCAUCCACUUCAUCACCUACGAGCUGAUGCAGGAGCACCUGAACCCCCACCGCCAGUACCAGCCCCAGUCCCACAUCGUGGCCGGCGCCGUGGCCGGGGCCGUGGCCGCCGCCGCCACCACGCCCCUGGACGUGUGCAAGACGCUGCUGAACACGCAGGAGAACACGGCCCUGAGCUCCCUCAAGAUCAGGGGGCACCUGUCGGGCAUGGCCAACGCCUUCAGCACCGUUUACCAGCUGGGAGGGCUGCCCGGCUUCUUCAAGGGCGUCCAGGCUCGCGUCAUUUACCAGAUGCCCUCCACGGCCAUCUCCUGGUCCGUGUAUGAGUUCUUCAAGUACUUCCUGACCAAGCACGCGCUGGAGAAGAAACCAUCCUCGUGAAACGGGAGCGGGAGUCCCCUGGGGCUCCUCCUGCAGCCCAGCUGCAAUUCUGCUGCGUUCACAUCUCCACGUAUCCCUGCCUGAGAUUCCCGUGGUGCUCGGUCACUGAGUGCCCCAGGGGUUCCAGGGAUCCCUGUCACUGAGUGUGUCCUUGUCACUGAGUGUCCCAGGGAUCCCUGUCACUGAGUGUGUCCUUGUCACUGAGUGUCCCAGGGAUCCCUGUCACUGAGUGUGUCCUUGUCACUGAGUGCCCCAGGGAUCCCUGUCACUGAGUGUGUCCUUGUCACUGAGUGUCCCAGGGAUCCCUGUCACUGAGUGUGUCCCUGUCAUUGAGUGUCCCAGGGAUCCCUGUCACUGAGUGUGUCCUUGUCACUGAGUGUCCCAGGGAUCCCUGUCACUGAGUGUGUCCUUGUCACUGAGUGUCCCAGGGAUCCCUGUCACUGAGUGUGUCCCUGUCAUUGAGUGCCCCCAGGGAUUCUGGGGAUUCCUGGUCACUGAGUGCCCCAGGGAUUCCUGGUCACUGUGUCCCCCUGCCACUGAGUGUCCCCAGGGAUUCCUGGUCACUGUGUCCUUGUCACUGAGUGUCCCAGGGAUUCCUGGUCACUGAGUGUCCCCAGGGAUUCCUGGUCACUGAGUGUCCCCAGUGGUUCUGGGGAUCGCUGUUACCGAGUGUCUCCCUGUCACUGAGUGCCCCAGGGGUCCCAGGAAUUCCUGGUCACUGGGUGUCCCUGGGGAUUCCCAUGGUGCUUCCCAGGGAUUCCUUGUCACCCAGUGUGUCCCUGUCACUGGGUGUCCCCAUGGAUUGUGGGGAUUCUUGGUCACUGGGUGUCCCCAGGGAUUCCCUGUCACUCAGUGUGUCCCUGUCACUGGGUGUCCCCAUGGAUUGUGGGGAUUCCUGCUCACUGGGUGUCCCUGGGGGUUCUCCUGGUGCUCCCCCAGGAUUCCCAGUCACAGGAUGUCCCCAGGGAUUCCCAGUCACUCAGUAUCCCUGGGGAUUCCUGGUCACUGAAUGUCCCCAAGGAUUCCUGGUCACUGGGUGUCCCCAGGGAGUUGUGUGGUGCUCCUCAGGGAUUCCUGGUCACUCCGUGUUGCCUUGUCACCAAGUGUCCCUGGGGAUUCCUGGUCACUCAUUGUCCCCAGGGAUUCCCAUGGUGCUCCUCAGGGGUUCCUGUGGUGUCCCCAGGGAUUCCUGGUCACUCAGUGUCCCCAGGGGUUCCUGUGGUGCUCCCCAGGGGUUCCUGGUCACUCAGUGUCCCCCUGUCACCAAGUGUCCCCAGGGAUUCCUGGUCACUCAGUGUCCCCUGUGAUUCCUGGUCACUGAGUGCCUCUUUCCCUUCCUUAAACAACAACAAAAAAAAGAGUUUAUACAGACUUUGAUAUUAAUAUAUAUCUAUUUAAUAACUUUA
Molecule: messenger RNA, 2464 nt
Organism: Passer domesticus (house sparrow)
Lineage: Eukaryota; Metazoa; Chordata; Aves; Passeriformes; Passeridae
Gene: SLC25A37
Product: solute carrier family 25 member 37
Exons: 4
Coding region: 51-1058 (335 amino acids)
Biological process (GO): iron import into the mitochondrion
Cellular component (GO): mitochondrial membrane
Molecular function (GO): ferrous iron transmembrane transporter activity
Source: RefSeq, a predicted model, not a curated record